Molecule: messenger RNA, 490 nt
Organism: Hemiscyllium ocellatum (epaulette shark)
Lineage: Eukaryota; Metazoa; Chordata; Chondrichthyes; Orectolobiformes; Hemiscylliidae
Gene: atp5mf
Product: ATP synthase membrane subunit f
Exons: 4
Coding region: 70-339 (89 amino acids)
Biological process (GO): proton motive force-driven mitochondrial ATP synthesis
Molecular function (GO): proton-transporting ATP synthase activity, rotational mechanism
Source: RefSeq, a predicted model, not a curated record
CUGCUUUUGGAGAGUGGCGGGAAGGCCUGACCUCACUCCCAUGUUGCCCGGUGCGUUUGUGGCACGACCAUGGGGAAAGAAACAGUGCCACUUAUCGAGAAGAAUCUGCUGGAUCUGAAAGUAAAAGAGGUUCCUCCCUGGACUAUACAGAGACUAUUAUCCCCAAUGUCUAUUUUUCAUGCUAUCUGCAGAUGCCAUGAUUCUUACUACAAACAUUACAUCGAUGUGAAAAAGGGUGGCCUUGGUGGCAUUUCAAUGUUCCUGAUGGGUUAUGUUGUGAUCAGCUACAUUUGGGGAUUCAGCCACAUUAAGCAGGAUCGCUGGAGAAAGUACCACUAAAUGACUGCAAUAACAUUACAGCUCGAAGUAAUGAUAGAAGCUGACAAACGUCUCUGCUGGACCUGUUGUUAUUGAAUGGUUACUUUGUUCAUGCAUUUUUUACACCAGUUGGUUAUAAGUAAAACUCAUUGCUUACCCAUUUGUUAUAUUA